GGGGACUAGCCAAGUGACUCCCGUAGUAUUUGUACCUGAAAUUAUGGCCUAAUCCUAACCUGGUCCGCCAUCUUGGUUGACAUACUACAGGAGUACCCUAUUAGACACAUAGAAAAUCACAUGGUAUUGAUUGGGUACAACAUUUAUUUACUUUACAAAGCAGAAUAAUAGAAGGGAGUUACGUUGAAACAGUUAGAUUAAUUUUGCAAAAGAACUUAAAUAUUGCAAUUGCUUAAUGUUGACAGCUUACUAAUUAACUAAUGAAAAACUAUCAAGGAAAAAUCAACAAUUUUUAAAAGACAAUUUGUUACUUGGCGCAAGGUUCAUGACUGAAAAUAGAGACAGAUUAAGCCGCAGGCGCGGUAGAUGUAUUCUAUUUUUUGAAAUAUUUGCCAUCUGCUUUAUACUAUUUUUAACCUACACUCACAAACCAACGGUAACAAUACAAAAUUCACAGUUCUGGAUAGAGGAUGGUCGAACUUUUAUAGAGACACCAAUAUCAAACGCCAAAACAAUUAAAGAAACAUUACUUAGCUCUUCCUGGAUUCACUUAUUUCCUAGUGUGAGGCAUAUGGUCACACAAAUAGAUGAGAAUGUGAUUUCUCAUAUUACCAACGCAAAACAGACAACAAUUACUUUAAAAGGAGGAAAUAAAUUUGUUGUUGGAAAUAAACUAACAGCAAAGAUAGUAGCAAAAGAUCAACUUGGAAGGCAAAAAAAUUACGGCGGAGACUUUUUCAUAGUCACUUUGCGACGUCGAGGAUAUCAAAACGAUGUAAUUACGUGCGAUGUUUUUGAUGAAAUGAUGGGUAUCUACCACGUAAGCUGCCUUCUUCCAUGGCCCGGAAUAGCUUACUUGAAUGCGGUCCUCGUUCACCCGAGCGAAAGUAUUUUUCAAAUGAUUAAAAAAUAUUCAUCGGAACAUGAGUGGGGAGUGUUAAUGAACACAACAAUGCGGAAUUCAAAAGAUAUUGAUGAAUAUACUCCUUGCUCUGUUGGAUUUCCCGAGAAAAGUCCAUCGGAAUUAUGUGAUUACUCAAAUCCCAGUCACGGAGAGAAAUGGACCUGUAUUAAACCGGAAUCUGGAGAAUGUUCUUCAAUAACGUGGCAAGAAAAAAAGACAUUGGAGCAAAUACAAUUUUUUGACAAAACUCACUUCAAACGAGGUUUAAAUCUUUAUGCUAAAAUUACUGGAUCCGGGACAAACAUAUCCAUUGCUGAAUCUUCAGAAAAAUUCAAAUAUUUGGACGAAAAUCUUUAUGAAACUAAUGAAAAUCCGUUCAAAUCGACAGGAUGGUUCGAUAACGGCCGUUGGAUAUCAACAGUGGUACCUGGUGAAGUAUCCUACAGUGUGGAACGAUUACAACAAUGCACUACUAACAAGAAUUUUUAUUUUAUCGGAGAUUCUACUAUUCGUCAAUGGCAUGAACAUUUUGCAAAAACCCUCGGAAUUAAGCAGUAUGGUCCAGACAAUAGUGUGGCAUGGUCGCAACACAGGGACGGUAGUAGUGAGUCUAUGAAUACUUCUUUGCAUUACCGAUCGCAUGGGUCACCUUUACAUAAUCCUGGCCCUGUCAGUUCACGACCUUAUAUCAGCGACUCGUUGGACUCUAUCACAAACGCAGGAGAAGGGACUUAUGUUUUUAUAACACUCGGGUUGCAUUUCGAACUUUAUGAUGCCGAUAUUUUUGGGGAUCGAAUACGAAUCAUUAAGAGUGCCGUUAAGUCGUUGUUAUUACGUUCGCAUGGGGUGAAAAUUUUUAUCAAAGGACACAACCAUCACGGUUAUUCCAAGUUGUGUCCAUCUGCUUGGUUGUCUUACAGAUAUGACGUAAUGCUACGGCAUGAGUUUAAAGAUAUAGCAGACGUGACUUACUUAUCUUUAUGGGAUUUGUCAAUUGCAGCUGACAACCGUGUUCUUCAUCCAGAAAGUAAUUUACUAAAAACUCAAAUAGCUUUAUUUUUAUCGUAUAUAUGCUGAAUAAUAUAGAAAAAUUGUUCUCUUCUCGCAACUCGCCAUUUCUAGAAUAUUUGUUAACACGCACGUGUGAUAAUAUGUUUGUUAUUUAUUAAUAUAUAUUUUUUUGAAAUCACUGAA
Molecule: messenger RNA, 2098 nt
Organism: Styela clava
Lineage: Eukaryota; Metazoa; Chordata; Ascidiacea; Stolidobranchia; Styelidae
Source: RefSeq, a predicted model, not a curated record